UGUCAAUGGCCUGUGUCCACCUGGCUUCCAAGAUAGAAGAGGCUCCAAGACGCAUUCGGGACGUCAUCAAUGUGUUUCACCGCCUGCGACAGCUAAGAGAGAAAAAGAAGCCCGUGCCUCUACUAUUGGAUCAAGAUUAUGUUAAUUUAAAGAACCAAAUAAUAAAGGCGGAAAGACGAGUUCUCAAAGAGUUGGGUUUCUGCGUCCAUGUGAAGCAUCCUCAUAAGAUAAUCGUUAUGUACCUUCAGGUGUUAGAGUGUGAGCGUAACCAACACCUGGUCCAGACCUCAUGGAAUUACAUGAACGACAGCCUUCGUACCGACGUCUUCGUGCGGUUCCAGCCUGAGAGCAUCGCCUGUGCCUGCAUUUAUCUUGCUGCCCGGACACUGGAGAUCCCUUUGCCCAAUCGUCCCCAUUGGUUUCUUUUGUUUGGAGCAACUGAAGAAGAAAUUCAGGAAAUCUGCUUGAAGAUCUUGCAGCUUUAUGCUCGGAAAAAGGUUGAUCUCACACACCUGGAGGGUGAAGUGGAAAAGCGAAAACACGCUAUCGAAGAGGCAAAGGCCCAAGCCCGGGGCCUGCUGCCUGGGGGUGCACAGGUGCUGGAUGGUACCUCAGGGUUCUCACCUGCCCCCAAGCUGGUGGAAUCCCCCAAAGAAGGUAAGGGGAGCAAGCCUUCCCCACUCUCUGUGAAGAACACCAAGAGGAGGGUGGAGGGCACCAAGAAAGCCAAGGCAGACAGCCCCGUGAACGGCUUGCCGAAGGGGCGAGAGAGUCGAAGUCGGAGCCGGAGCCGUGAGCAGAGCUACUCAAGGUCCCCAUCCCGAUCGGCGUCUCCUAAGAGGAGGAAAAGUGACAGCGGCUCCACGUCUGGCGGGUCCAAGUCGCAGAGCCGCUCCCGGAGCCGGAGUGACUCCCCACCGAGACAGGCCCCCCGCAGUGCUCCCUACAAAGGCUCUGAGAUUCGGGGCUCCCGGAAAUCCAAGGACUGCAAGUACCCCCAGAAGCCACACAAGUCUCGGAGCCGGAGUUCAUCCCGUUCCCGAAGCAGGUCACGGGAGCGGGUGGAUAAUCCAGGAAAAUACAAGAAGAAAAGUCAUUACUACAGAGAUCAGCGACGGGAGCGCUCGAGGUCAUACGAACGCACAGGCCGUCGCUAUGAGCGGGACCACCCUGGGCACAGCAGGCAUCGGAGGUGAGGUGGGGUUGCAGUGACUGGCGGCCACAGGCCCUUCCCUGGGGGGUUCCUGAUGGCUGCCCUUUGACCCCCGGGUGUGCUCCCUCAGCGCAGGUGACCCUAGAGCAGGAUUCUUUUUGGAGAUGUAUGUUGAGUGGACCUUGGUGGAUUUGGAAAUGGAACUGAGGGACCGGUGACAUGUGCUUCAGACCGGUCUGGGGUGCGGCACACACCUGGGCCGUGUAGGGCCCGGCUCGGCGGCAGCUCUGAGGCCAGCUCGAUGAAAAAGUGAACACACACGCCCCUGUUGGCGUGGCCUGGUGUGGCCUGGUGCUAUCGGCAGCCGCUCUCCACUCCCUGACUGAUACUCAAUUACGUGAAGCCAAGAAAGAUGAUUUUUAGAAUCUUUGCCUAUAUUAGGUUGUACUUAUGUACAUAUUUUGCAGUGUUUCACAAGAGAAAAUGGCCUUAAUUGCCCCUUAUUCUCUCUCCACAUUGUAAAUAAACAUGUGUUUAAUACAAGUUAAAGCUAUAUAUGAAAACUCAGAACUUGAAUCCUGUCAGCUUAAACCUUGUGUAGGGAAUCCUGACUUUUAAACUGUGAGGGUAUUUGGAUCUGUGUUGAAAGUCGUAUAUUUUUAUCUGUGCAGUGCUGAGUGCAGGCCACCAGCUCCUAAAUAGAGGUUCCCUAUAUGCGCGUAUGACAUGGUGAAUAAACACAGCUCUCUCCACUCAGGA
Mandrillus leucophaeus (drill) is the source of this 1912-nucleotide messenger RNA. RefSeq names its product cyclin L2 (gene CCNL2). Lineage: Eukaryota; Metazoa; Chordata; Mammalia; Primates; Cercopithecidae. Gene Ontology annotation, biological process: regulation of transcription by RNA polymerase II. The transcript has 9 exons. Gene Ontology annotation, molecular function: cyclin-dependent protein serine/threonine kinase regulator activity. The record is from RefSeq and is a predicted model, not a curated record. Gene Ontology annotation, cellular component: nucleus. Bases 6 to 1196 code for a protein of 396 amino acids.